UGCUUGAGUUCAGUGUUUGGCAGGUUUAGUUAGCUCAGGAUCCUUUAAUCUGGACCAUGCAGAACCAAACCCAUAAAUAACACUGACAAUUUUUGUACGGGGAAAGAACAUAGUGAACUGAGAGACAACAAGCACCGAGCCAUGAAGCUGAAGGUCAUGUCACCGUUGCUGUUUGUGGCACUGUUGUGCUCAGCCAUGGCUUCACAGCUCUUAGCAAUGGACUGUGGGACAGAGUUUGCAGCUCUUAAAGACAGCAUAAGGAAACUGGAGAACAAACUUUUGAUUACAUCUUGGCAGGCUGAGCAUUUGCAGAUGCACAAAUACUUCCGUCCGUUUCGGCAUAUUGUGCCAAUCAUGGACCCUCAGCAAGCCAAAGACCCUAUAAUCCAAAACCGCACCGGGACGUUACACAGUUCUGAUGUUGGACUUCCACAAGCAGGCAGCGUUCUUGUCCAUGACAAAGACUGUUCUGAGCUGUUUGACAGACUGAGAUCACCAAGUGGUUUCUAUCGUAUCAGACCUAAAUUACACCAAGAACCAUUUCUGGUCUACUGUGACAUGGGGGAUGGAGGAGGCUGGACAGUAUUUCAGCGCCGUCGUCAUGGAAAAGUAGAUUUUAACAGAGACUGGGUCGACUACAGAGAUGGUUUUGGUGACUUCAAACUGUGGAAUGAUGAGUUUUGGUUGGGAAAUGAGCAAAUAUACUCUCUGCUCUCAGAAGAUAAGAACCUUGUGAAAGUUGAUCUCAUGGACUGGGACGGGAAGAGAGCUCACGCAUUUUAUGAGAACUUCAGGAUCUCUGAUGAGAAGGAUAAGUAUCGUCUCCAGUACGGACUGUAUAGUGGGUCAGCUGGAGAUGCUCUGACUGGUGGUGGAGGAAUGGUGGAACAAUGGUCAGCUUGCCUCGGCGGUAUGCAGUUUAGUACUCGGGAUCAGGACAAUGACCGAUACCUUCAGGGCAGUUGUGCCCAAGAGAAUAAGGCGGGCUGGUGGUUUAACAGAUGCCAUGCAGCCAAUCUGAAUGGAAAGUUCUACCGUGGAGGGACAUACAAGGGGCCAUAUGACAAUGGUGUAGUAUGGGGAACCUGGAAGGGUCUUUGGUACUCCCUUAGACACACUACGAUGAAGGUGCGGCCCCUGGUUUUCUUGGAUGCAAUGGGCAGUGGAGCUGGUGAAGAUUAGAAACACAAGGUUUCAGAAUUCUUCUGACCAACAUGGAAGCAUAAGAAAUGAACCCAAAGAUGACAAGAAAUAUUUGAUGCCAGGAAGUUGACUUUUACCAUUUAUCUCUCUGCUUCAUUUUCUGACAAAAUAUAAUUUAACAGAGCAGUAUUUUUAUUUCAUGUAAAGUACUUGGUAUUGAUACAGCGCAUGACAAAAUUCAAACAAUAAAACAAUCAGCAUCUCAGCCA
This is a messenger RNA of Thalassophryne amazonica, 1412 nucleotides long. RefSeq names its product fibrinogen-like protein 1. NCBI's taxonomy places the organism in Eukaryota, Metazoa, Chordata, Actinopteri, Batrachoidiformes, Batrachoididae. The transcript is spliced from 9 exons. The record is from RefSeq and is a predicted model, not a curated record. Bases 142 to 1182 code for a protein of 346 amino acids.